UUUAGUUGCGAACAAGAAGUGAACAAGUGAUAUAUAUAUAACGAUAUGAGGAAUUCUCUGAAGAAUAACCUGAGGAAUAGCCUAGAGUUGAGGAUCAAGCCUUAUUACUCGAGGCUUCAUGUGAACGAUGAUAACAAUGAUAGAGAGGACAACAAGGGUAUGGUGAGUCCAGCAGCAGCCGAACGGGCCGCUUCGGCCACCGUUCGGCUCAACAUGCCGACGAUAGCCGAUCAGACGAAACAACUGCCAGCGCAGCCUAGGCCUGCCAAGACGAAGUUCACGCGACGUAUCACGCCUGCUUUCGCGUCAAAUGUCUUUCUCGCGAUACUCGUUCUGUCCCUCCUCGUGCUAGCCGAAUUCGGCUUCAUCCCCGGACCGAAGCUGGGCUACUACUGCCAGGACCCCAGCAUAUCCCACAAGUUCCAGGGAGAGGUGGUGUCUCCCCUGGUCCUGCUGGUGGGCUCCCUCGUGCUGCCCCUGCUGGUGCUUCUCUGCACAGAACUGAUAGCCAGCCGGACGUUCAAGAAGGUGGAUUGCGGCUUGGUGUGGUACUAUUACAAGGAGUGCGCUAUAGGGUGUAUCCUGGUAUUGGCGCUGACGCAAAUUGCCAAAGUUCUUGUCGGAGAACACCGACCGCACUUUUUUGACGUUUGCGAGCCAGAUACUGCGCAAGGGUGCGUGCCAGGGAGUUUCGUGGAGAGCUACAGGUGCACUAGUGCCAGGUUCAGCGGGUACUUCCUCGUGGACUCGUCCAGGUCUUUUCCCUCGGGACACUCUUCGGUCUCGUGGUUCGUCGGGGUGUUUUCAGCGUACGUCAUCCAAACGAGACUGCCAAGUGUUCGUACCGGCAGGCUGUUGAAGCCUUUCCUGAUAUCGCUGUGCCUCACGUGGUCUCUGCUAUGUUCUCUCACGAGGAUCACCGACAGGAGGCACCACUGGUGGGACGUACUGGCAGGUACCACUUUGGGUGUACUAGGAGCUCUGUAUACUAUCCAGAUGGUGCAUAAGAAGAUGCACGGCAGUAGUAGCAUGGCCAAUAAAGUGUGUUCUUCUACCACUACUUUGGUGGACGUCAAGAAUAAAGAUGCCACUAGUGUGAUUAUUUGAGUUUCAGUGAUAUUGCGGAGAGGGGUUGAGUGAUGUGACUUUUUGUCAUCCACUUCCUUGAAGUUCAGGAUAAAUAAUGAAUCCAUUUCCCAUAGAAAAUGAUAGGAAUUUCAGACUAGUUUUGAACUGAAAGAGUUAAGAGAGCUGAUUGAAAUUACUACAACUCUAUAGAAGGUUUUUCAAUUCAUUCAAUCUUUGUCACUAGUUCAAAACUAUGUACCUAUAUUUUUCUAUAUGUUUAUAAGCUGAUAAUGAAGUCGAAUAUUGAAUACUUAAAUAAUCGAUUACGUAGAACGAAUACAGAAAAAACAGGUAUUUCGACGAAACUUUUACUAGCCCCAGUAGAUCUGAAAUAUAGAAAAAAAGGAAACAUGUUUAGCACAACAAUAGUGUCCAUCAUCAGCCGAAGAAUGAAGAUUGUCACGGGAAUGAAAAAUUGUUACAUUGUGGACGGCGGAAUAGCGUAGUGGUUGAUUGAUUGAUUGAUUAAUAGCAGAAUGAUCAGUCAGGGUUCGAAGACCAAAACACUGCAGCCUUUGGGCCUAUUGUAUUCCUGAUCAUGCUGUUGACUUAGGUGAACAGGUUCGCUACCUUGAUAAGGUUCAGCAGCCUCUUCACCAAAUCAUUCUUUGGAAAGGCCUCUUGAGAGUUUACUGGUCCCAGAAGGUUGUAUCUCCAACGCGCUAGUGCUUGGCACCAUGGGUGGCAGUUUCCUCCUCCUCAUUGCAUAGUCUGCAUAUGGGUUCAUCUGUAUAAAUGCCCAUUUGAUGCAUCAUGUUUCCUCAAGGGGCAGUGACCGGUUAUUAGUCCCGUCACUUGUUUGAUCUGACUUCUGUUUAGGCUCAGAAUGUCGUUAGUCACUGUUUUGGACAGUGUUCCAACCAUCAGUUUACUGUGUCUUUGUCCUGGGACAUUGUUCCAGUAUGCCUGAUGCCUUUCUUGCAUCCACCUUGCCAGCCAGCCGCGUAUUGAGGUUUUGGGGAUACCAAACACAGGUUCCGGUCCCAUAAACAACGCCGCAGACCCUUAUUGCCUGGCAAGAGCGUCAGCUGCUUCAUUGCCUUCAAUCCCCUUAUGCACCCAUUGAAGAGUUACCUUGUUGUGGUUAGCCAAGGUAAGCAGGCUUUGAAGGCAAUCCCAGACCAGUUUUGAUCUGAUUUAAUUGCAUGUUAAAGAUUGAAUGGUCGCCUAACUAUCUGAGCAUAUGAGGAUUUGUUUACCUCUGUAUCCUCUUACAAUAUUCUCUCUCAGGCAUACCUCCCCAAGGAAGCACAAAUCCUGGUUCUGGGUCUAUCUCCAUAUAUUCCGGCUCCCGUACCCUCAUCAGUCUUAGAACCGUCAGUGUACCACACUAACGUGCCCUCCUGACAGCGUAGUGGUUGAGGAGCAGAGAAUUUUUUUUGGAAAUUUUCGUAGCCUCGGCCGGAGAUGGUUCCGCACGAUACGCUGUUGCGUUCCGAUUGACAGUGCUGCUCCUCAGGUGGCGUACGAAGUUAGUAACAGAACCUACACAUAACACACAUGGGCCAAAGGACCGCUCGUAGGAUCGAUGGCUAGUUGGCAUGUAACUACAUACAUAUCAACGAAGUACAUAAACUACUACUACCACUGUCACAUUGUAUAUCAUAUAAGUGGAUAUUUAUAUUUUUGUUUUUCCUAUAACUAGGGAAAACACGGUGGAAAACUGACAUUGGGGACCCCAAUUAUUCAAAUGUUUUAUUUUUUAUUUUUCCAUCAGUUGAUGACGGCUCUUUGUCCGAAACGUGUUUCCCUUCUGAUCCUCAACAGGAUAUCGCAUGUUGUGGAGAUGAUCUAGAGUUUGUUCUUAUACAUAACCAUUCCACUCCACUGUACCGAAGAUAGUCAGCUGAUAUUUUUGAUUUUCAUGUCUUCGUACUGCUGACAGGCAUCAAUAGAUUUUGAUAAUUUUUGUGGAUUUUUGGAAAUAAUUUUUGUAAUUGAGUAUUUAUCUAAUAUUAAUGAUGUUGUUCCGUACUAGUACUGUAAGCCAGAGAUGUCGUUGCGUAAUUAUUUAUUCUAUUUUUAAAUUUCCAUACCAUGUAUUUUGCAUCAAACGGUGAAUUUAGAAAACCUUUGAGAAAUCGAUUAUGUUUUUAAUACAAGUGCUUUCAGAAUAUCUUCUUUGCCCAAUGUAAACGGAAAAAGAAAACUUCGGGGAAGCCUUUGUAAGUAUUAAUUUUCUGAUGUUGUGGAAUUGGGUAUGAGGAACUUAUAUUUUGUCGAAAGAAAAUGUACCUAAGCUCCAUUCUGAUGACGUGUUUCAUAUUGAGUGAAACAUUUACUCUGUAAAUAUUGUUUGUAAAUAAUGGUGUUUUCAUAAAACACGAGAUAUACAUAUAGUAAAUAAGGUGUGUGUCUUCAAAAAAUCUUGUAUGUUAAUUUAUUGAAAAAUGUAAUUUCUUAACAAAAAUAGUUAAUUAUAAUAAAUAUUCGAUAUUUUA
Phaedon cochleariae (mustard beetle) is the source of this 3569-nucleotide messenger RNA. NCBI's taxonomy places the organism in Eukaryota, Metazoa, Arthropoda, Insecta, Coleoptera, Chrysomelidae. The record is from the annotation of a GenBank genome assembly.